Messenger RNA from Trichoderma aggressivum f. europaeum, 1254 nucleotides. RefSeq lists its product as uncharacterized. NCBI's taxonomy places the organism in Eukaryota, Fungi, Ascomycota, Sordariomycetes, Hypocreales, Hypocreaceae. The record is from RefSeq and is a predicted model, not a curated record. The coding region runs from base 1 to 1254 and encodes 417 amino acids. The transcript has a single exon.
AUGAAGACUUCCGUCGCCGUCUCUCUUCUCCUCGCCGCUGCGGCCGAGGCCCGAUUCGGCCAAGAGCAGGGCAACGGAGCCAUUGCCGCUAUCCAGGCAUUGUCAAACUUGGGCCAACCCGGACAGGCUGCCACUCUGGCCGGCAACGCUAUCCAAUUCCUCCUCGCUGCUGCAAACCCUUGUGGCAAGCUCACUCACGCAGAUUCAAUUCUGGAGGAGCUGGGCACGAGUGACGCUGCCGUUGCAGCAGCCCGUGGCCUCGUUGCGGCUGAGCAAAACUUCAACCCCUUUGUCGUCAGCGUCCCUUCCAUCUGCUCGGACACCACUCUGCCGAAAUCCGCCCAACUCCGUGGUGUCGUCCCCCUGAUUGACCCUGCAGUUGGCGGAUCGGAUCUCGAAAACAAGAAUGCGGCGGCUUCCAAGACGAAGCCGUUCGCAGCCGACGGCCUCAGCGUCGCCCAAGUCAUGGUCCAGAAUGGCUUCUCCAACUUUACGGCUGUUGCUUUGGACGGCAGCAAGCAGGACGUCUCGGGAGCAUCACCAGCUGCUGGAUCGUCUGCUGCCGCACCAGUCGCCACCUCGGCCUCGGCAGCACAGGCUUCUGUUCCUCCGGCGACUGCGGUGAACAACCAGGGAUGCAACAGCAUCGCGCUCCCAACCACCAUGAUUACCAUUACGAGGACUGCUGUUGUGACUUCGGUGGCAACUGCUGAGGCUUCCAGCGCUCCCGCUUCGUCUGGCAAUACCUCCACUGGCAAUGCUUCAUCUGGCAGCUCAUCAGCUCAAGCCGGAACCUGCACCGGCGGCGGCAGCACUCUCGCAUGCACUGCUCCCGGUGCAGGUUCCGGGGCCGUCAAGAACGCCGUCACGGGCAACUUUGACGGCUUCGUCGCCUCGACCAUUGCAGGCCUGGACUUUGGACUCUGCGUGCCCACCAUCAAGUUCGAGGCCGGUCUCGACGGACGAUCCGACACCGAGUUCACCUUUCAGGCAAUCGACCCCCUUGUCAACAAGGGCCAGGAAGAGGCGCUCAACCCCAACAUCAUCACCAACCGGAUCCACGACCAGCUCACCAACGUGUGCGGAGCCAACGCGGCGGCCAAGGCUGCGGUUGCCGAUGCUCAGGCCAAGAUUUCGGCGCUGGGAACCAGGAAUGCAGAUACUGCCAACACAUGGAACUCGCUUCUUGGAUUUGCAAACACAAACAUUAACCCUGACAAUGCGCCUCAGGCCGGCCUCGUUGGUCACACCUAA